This is a messenger RNA of Porites lobata, 1536 nucleotides long. Lineage: Eukaryota; Metazoa; Cnidaria; Anthozoa; Scleractinia; Poritidae. The record is from the annotation of a GenBank genome assembly.
AUGGUCUCCGCUAUCUUCUAUUUAUCAUUCGUGUUUACUAUCGUUUCCUUGGUUACUUGUACGUCAUGUAUGCUUGUUGAGUCACUGGUGACAAGCAGGAAAAACGUGUUUUUAAAGGGACGUGUCAUGCAACGUCAACUGACCAAUAGUCAGUUAUCGUGUGCUCAUCUUUGUGCGAGAAUAAACGGAUGCACGUCUUUUAAUUACAACCUCGAGUCGAACAUUAAAGGACUUUGUGAAUUGUUGAAUGGUUCCAAUGAAGCAUUUGAUCACAGCCUCACAGAGGGAGCGGGGUGGAUAUUCGGACAAGUUGUUUCUUCUCAGAAAAAGUCUGAGGAGCAAAAAAGUACGCAGGGUAAGAGUACAAUGAAUAACAAGAAGAUUACUAAGUAACAUUCUUAAACACUUAUGUGAUGAGGAAUAGCAGAAAGUUCCGCUUAGCUAGCUCAUUAUUUUUGUUAUCAAAGUAGUAAGGUUGCGGAAAUAAUCCAGGUUGCCCGUAUUUACGCACCAUCGUAUUUACGUAGCCUCUUCCAUAUGGACACCCUCAUGUGUAUUAUUGCUUGGCUCAAACGCAUGUAAAUCCAUUUCUCUCAUCUUUGUGAAAAUUGGCAAGCAGUUUCCUACUCACGCUUGCAUCCAUUCGAUUAACUUUCCUUUUUGUCAGGUCUAAAUCACGUGACUUACACUCGCCUUUUAACGGCCGUCAAAAGUUUCACCAAACACAAACGUAUGCAGAUUAGUCUCAGGGUUAUUCUCAGCGACAUACUUUUACGCACUUUUAACAACGCCAUCGACACUUAUCAUGAGUUUCAGCAUCAGCAUAUAUUAAAUAUAUAUAAUACACAUAUACAGUGGAACCUCGAUAUAACGAAGUCCUCGGUAUAAGGAACGAUUUUCUUUGUCCCAGAAAUAGUAAAAUAUAUGAAAAAGAACCUCGAUGUAACCUAACCUUUUUAUAGCGAACGGAUUUUGCCAGUCUCUUGGCACUUCGUUAUAUCGAGGUUGUCCUUGCCCUUUUCUAUUCCAUAUUUGAAAAUUUUUAAGUUUCAUGAAGACCCAAGCAACAGUUUAAUUUCAUUAUUUUUUUCUACUCAUCCUGUUACAUUCUUAUCACACAUAUGAUCACGCUUUUUAGAUAUUAACGUACACGUGACCUUUACUUUUCUUGAUGCCAAUGGCCGCGAAGGUCCCAACAAUACAUCCGGGUACAAAGGAUCACAACUGGAGGGAAAAGUUCAACUUGUGGCUGGAAUCCAAAUAUGGAGUGUCCCAGUAACAGGGCUCUAUAGUAUAACAGCCUGGGGAGCUUCAGGCGGAAAUGCUACUGGGGCAAAUCCUAGGCUCGGUGGAAGAGGUGCGAAGAUUAAAGGACAUUUUAAACUGAACGCAGGAGAGAAGUUAAAAAUACUCGUAGGACAAAAAGGGAAAUGCCCAAGUCUAGACUCACCAGGUGGUGGCGGUGGUGGAACGUUCGUAACCAAAGGGAAUGGUUCACCACUUGUUGUCGCUCGGGGGUGGUGGUGGUGGCGCUAA